Messenger RNA from Ogataea parapolymorpha DL-1, 288 nucleotides. RefSeq lists its product as uncharacterized. The transcript has a single exon. Gene Ontology annotation, cellular component: mitochondrial large ribosomal subunit. The coding region runs from base 1 to 288 and encodes 95 amino acids. Gene Ontology annotation, molecular function: structural constituent of ribosome. The record is from RefSeq and is a predicted model, not a curated record. NCBI's taxonomy places the organism in Eukaryota, Fungi, Ascomycota, Pichiomycetes, Pichiales, Pichiaceae.
AUGUUCACGUUAGGGCUGGUGAGACGUUUCAGCGCGGUGCGCGCGCUGCUGCAGUCGUCGGUUAAGGAGGGCACGCCGCUGAACAUCCAGGUGUUCAAAGCAGGAAAGCCCGCUGUCGCGCUCAAGGACGAGGAGUACCCGGACUGGCUGUGGACGCUGCUCGACAAGGAGGCCCAGGAGGCCCAGCUCAAAGCCACCGACGAGUUCCGAUACAUGAGAAAGCAGGCCAAGAAGGUGCACAGACAGAAGCUGAAGCAGAACAAUUUCCUCGCGCAGCUGCGCAAGUGA